CGCACAGCAAGCCUGCCAGCAGCCACCCUCCUCCCGUCAUCGUCGUCGUCGUUCCACUCGUCUUCGCACACGUCUCCGGGCUCCUGUCUUCGACAGAGCGAGCUGCGACACACUGGUCUCAUCUUCCCUCAGCAAUUCCCUUUUCUUUUCACGCCAGGCAGUUGCCCACUGUCGUCUUAGCAAUAAGCCGCUUUAGUCGUUCGGAGUCGUAAGAGAUAUGCAGACUAUUAAAUGUGUAGUCGUCGGUGAUGGUGCCGUCGGGAAGACUUGUCUUUUGAUCUCGUACACAACGAACAAGUUUCCCAGCGAAUAUGUCCCUACCGUCUUCGAUAACUACGCUGUGACUGUGAUGAUUGGCGAUGAUCCCUAUACACUUGGUCUGUUCGAUACUGCCGGUCAAGAGGAUUACGACCGCCUCCGCCCACUAUCAUACCCUCAAACAGACGUCUUCCUCGUGUGCUUCAGCGUGACCUCACCAGCGUCUUUCGAGAACGUGAAGGAGAAGUGGUUUCCUGAAGUUCAUCACCACUGCCCCGGGGUACCAUGCCUUAUCGUGGGAACCCAAAUAGAUUUAAGGGAUGACCCGCAAGUUAUGGAAAAGCUGCAGAGGCAGAAACAGCGGCCCGUCGCAUCUGAGAUGGGCGAGAGGCUUGCCAGGGAACUCGGAGCAGUGAAGUACGUCGAGUGUUCGGCGUUGACCCAGAAGGGUUUGAAGAACGUGUUCGACGAGGCAAUUGUUGCUGCCCUUGAGCCUCCUGUCGUCAAGAAGAAGAAUAAAUGUGUCAUCCUCUAAUAUAGUCCAUACUUCCCUCAUAUUGCCCUCGAAUACGACCGUACCGCCCGUUCGUCAUAUAGUCCCUUCACUUUCUCAUGACCAUCUACGAUCUUCUCCCUAUAUCCCGUGCACAUCACACACUUCUUCUCCUUUCACGUCUGUCUCUCCCUGUCUCUAUUACCUUUUUUCUGUCUCCGUCUUCUCUGUCUGUCUCUCUUCUGGCGUCGUGUUUGUCUUGACUCUUAUCAUUCUCUUCAUCAUCUCUCUAUUCUGCUUUGCCUGCUCCAGACGCCCGUCCGCCUGCCCGCCCAUGCCCCAUCCAAUCGAACCGACCUCACAGCACUCCCUCGUCAAUCCUUUCCCCUAAUUUCCCACGUGUUUCGUCACUCGAUCGCUCGGUCAGGCCGUUCGCUGUUCGGGUCGUCGGUUCGGUACAUAGCAGGCAAGGGGCUGGAAGAAAGACGCUUUGCAGUUGGGCAGUAGUCGGGCUUACUAUUUCGUGCCGGUCAUCAUAUUUUUUCCAUCACCAUGUGUUGCGGUGUGUACGCCUUUCCCCCGUCCGUUCGGUUGUCCUGUCAGGCCGUCUCCUUUCUCAACUUCAGGCAGAUUAGGAUGUCCUUGUAGUUCAUAUCUGGGGAAACGUUUUUGGGUACAUGUGAGGGAUCCAAUACCCUUA
Messenger RNA from Stereum hirsutum FP-91666 SS1, 1451 nucleotides. RefSeq names its product CC42_CANAL CELL division control protein 42. The coding region runs from base 218 to 793 and encodes 191 amino acids. Gene Ontology annotation, biological process: small GTPase-mediated signal transduction. Lineage: Eukaryota; Fungi; Basidiomycota; Agaricomycetes; Russulales; Stereaceae. The record is from RefSeq and is a predicted model, not a curated record. Gene Ontology annotation, molecular function: GTPase activity; GTP binding. The transcript is spliced from 7 exons.